CGCUGACUCGUCGAUAGCAGUUAUUGACCGAUUGUACAAUAACAAAAAAAGCAAAACAAAAUUUUAGGUCAUAAUAAGCCCAGAUUGUCAGAUUGGAAAAUGGUAAUUCCAAAGGAAAUAUUAAGUGAUUACAAGGAGCUGUAUGAAAAGUCCAAUGACCUAGUGGAAAACGAAAGUCGCUCAGAUCCCCCCACAGAGCCAUUUAGAUCUCAUUACAAGGCGCGCGAUAUUUUGCAGGACUUGAAGAAGCAAUUGGAAGAUCAGCUAGUAUCGGUGGCAGCCAGUGAAGAGGACGGGGGCCAAGAUGAAUUGAGUUAUAAAUCAAUUUUGGCUUUUGUGUGCCGUGAUUUAGGAAGAAUUUAUGUGUAUACGGAAGAGCCGACUGAAGGCGUUAGGAUGCUCAAACAAUGCUUAGAGUUAAUAGAGUCACACAAGGACACCGGUGAUGGGAUUAUUCCUUAUGUGGGCGCUAUAAACGAGCUGAGUAUAGUGCUGGGCUCGAGGCAGGAGUAUAAACAGGCAAUGGAAAUGCUCUUGGAAGCGGAAAAGUCAUACCAGCAGUUCAAGUCCAGUGGUCAAGUCGCCCAUAGCUUAAUGGAUAUCUUUAGUCCACCUGAUGAUACGUCAGCUACUCAUAGUGGGCCUACAGAGCUUGAGAAUCUGUACACGCUAUGCUGUUUCUAUUUGGCACAAAUGUUUGGCCAUCUGGGUGAGCUGGAAAAGUCGGCCCAGUUCUGUCAUCGUACGCUGCACCGUCAACUGGAGUACAAAUCGUAUGAUGCCAUUGAUUUUGCUCUCAAUACCGCAACAUUGUCGCAGUAUUAUAUUGGGGAGGAACGCUUCAAGGAGGCACGGCAUCAUUUGGCUGCAGCCACCUUAAUAAUGGCCGAGUACGAGGGUGUCAUGCUGAAGCCAGAGAUGACAGAACAACAGAAGGCAGAUGUAAGUGAGACCUUUAAGCACCGCUAUGCAGAUGUGGCCAGAUGUUGGGCGAAAUAUGGUUUAUAUUUACUUCAAACAUCCAAGGAGCGUUUGCUGCGCGACGAUCAGGAAGAAGCCCAAAGAAGCGCUGAGAAAGCGAUGAAGCAAUUGGAGAUCAGUGGUUCACAAGAGGAUUAUCGAUUUUUGGACUUGAAUUUAACAGCAUGUGAGAAUCGAAUCAGUUGCGACUAUUGUCUGACAUUUGAUGAUGCCAAAUUAGUUUUCCAUUUUGUCAACGAAUGGCUGGACAUAGCCAAGGAUUAUUACAAAGCCGAGACAGAGGCCACCGAAUACUGCAAAAUUAUUCAGGAUUAUGCCGAGGCCUAUGAACAUAUUGUUUUCUUCGAGGAAAAUCCUGAUAAUCAAGCCAAAAUGCACAAAAAACGUGCCAAAUUUCUCGAAGAUUUACUUGACCUCAUCGAUCCCGUGUUCUAUUUGAAAAUCUGCCGUGAAUGUUGGUAUGGCGCUGGUACCGCUAAUGCAGCCGUUUUAGAUAUACGCCUUGAUGCGAUCAAGGCAAAGAACUCCCCCUCCCCAGAUGAGAUUAAGAAGGCCAAUCAGAGCUGCAUGAAGGCUAUAAAGCAUUUCCAGAGUUAUGCCAAAUCGUAUCUGUCAGCAAACGGAACGGACUGGCGACCGAAUAUGGAUGUGGAGGAGCAGCGAAUAAUGCUGUAUGCUCAUUUCCAUAUUGGACGAUUGUAUUAUAAGUUACUCACAGCAAAUCCCAUGCAGCAAUUGGAGCAUUUGAAUAGUUGUAAUCAUUACUAUAAGCUUUUCAAUGACGGCUGUGAGUCCCACCCAGAGGCCGCAGGUCCAUUGCACGGGGAAACUGGUGUCGUACGUGAAAUGCUUCAUCUUCUCCCGCUUAAAAUAGAAGCAGUCAAAGCCAGACUACAUUAGUAAAACUUGCAUUUCUUUAAGAAUCACACAAAAUCAGCUUUAUUUAGUCCAAUAAUAAAUAAAAAAAAAAUUAAA
Drosophila willistoni is the source of this 1956-nucleotide messenger RNA. Its product is annotated as KIF-binding protein. The record is from RefSeq and is a predicted model, not a curated record. The transcript has a single exon. NCBI's taxonomy places the organism in Eukaryota, Metazoa, Arthropoda, Insecta, Diptera, Drosophilidae. The coding region runs from base 100 to 1881 and encodes 593 amino acids. Gene Ontology annotation, molecular function: protein binding.